AUGAUCCCUGCAUUGUCUGAAAAUAUGUUAGACCCGAACAUUUGUAUCAAAAAGCCUUUUGAUUUCGGAUAUCCUGUUUUGUGUGGAUCUUUAAGAUGGAAACAAGGAGAUGAAGAAGGAAAAUGGGCUCAGAAAGCUAUCGAAACAUUAAUUAAAAAGUUGAAGAAGCGAAAAGGUGUUUUAGAAAGGCUUCAGUACGCCCUACUUCACCCAAACGAGCCCAGUGAGUGUGUAACUAUCCCACGAUCGCUAGAUGGUAGAAUUCAGGUUUCUCAUCGAAAAGGAUUUCCACAUGUAAUAUACUGCAGGGUCUGGCGUUGGCCAGAUCUACAGAGUCACCAUGAGUUAAGGCCUGUAGAGAAUUGUAAAUUACCAUUCAGUUCUAAAGAAACGGAAGUGUGUAUAAACCCAUAUCAUUAUACUCGCGUUGAUUAUCCUGUCUUGCCCCCUGUAUUAGUGCCCAGACAUAACGAAUACCCGACAAUGGAGUCUACUAAAAAGGAGUCUCUAAGUGACGAAACAUGUGAUUCACACUGUUAUUCAGGAUUCCAUGCCGUAAAUUAUCAGGAACCAAAAUAUUGGUGCAGUAUUGUAUAUUAUGAAUUAAAUUCACGUAUUGGUGAAGCAUACUUUGCCAGUAUACCCAGUAUCAUUGUCGAUGGCUUCACCAAUCCAGGUCGGGAUAGUGGUCGGUUUUCCGUAGGAUUUCUAUCAAAUAUCAAUAGGAGCCUGGCUGUUGAAAAUGCCCGCAAACAAAUUGGAAAGGGUGUUCACUUGUUUACUUUUGGUGGUGAUGUUUACGCAGAAUGCUUAUCGGAUUGCAGUAUCUUCAUUCAGUCCCGCGAGUGCAAUGAACGUCAUCAUUUUCAUCCAACAACUGUGAUUAAAAUACCUCCAGGUGGAUGCUUACGCAUAUUUUCCAAUCGUCAAUUUGCUCAUAUUCUUAGUUAUACUAUAUCACGAGGUGUUGAAGCUACUUAUGAUCUUGUACGUAUGUGUACCAUACGAUUAAGUUUUGUUAAAGGUUGGGGUGCUGAAUACCAUCGACAGGACAUUACUUCUACACCAUGUUGGAUAGAAAUCCACUUGCGUGGUCCUUUCUUAUGGCUUGAUCGCGUUCUUCGUCAAAUGGGUCCAAGUAGAAGUCCAAUAUCCUCGGUUUCCUAA
Molecule: messenger RNA, 1167 nt
Organism: Schistosoma guineensis
Lineage: Eukaryota; Metazoa; Platyhelminthes; Trematoda; Strigeidida; Schistosomatidae
Source: the annotation of a GenBank genome assembly